ACAAGCGCAGUUAACCCCUUGGUUGCCAGAGAAGACAGCAAUACAUUUCCACUGCACCAGCCAAGGGGUUAAAGACAGAGUGAGGAGGUGACCUUAUCAAGAGGAGGGCUGUGAGCGCAGAUCUACUGUGGGACUCACACCAGGGAGCAGUGCUACAUGUCAGCGAAUCAGUGAAUUGCAGGCAGAGGAGAUAUCUAAUGCAUUGUAACACACAGAGUUCUAGGCACUCGGAUGCCUCUUCUUGGUAAAAGAUGUGUCAUGGAAUGAAAGCAAGGAGUGGAGAUCCAUUUCUAGGUCAGCAGCAGACAAUUCUGGUAGUACUUCUCUGGGUCCAGCUAUCUCUGUGCUUUGGCCCUGUGCAGCUCACUGUGGGAUUUGAUGAUUUUAACACUUGUUCGGUCCCGGAAGUACCAGAGAAUGGCUAUAGGACACAGAGUAUAGAAGUUUUCUUUGAAAACACUGUUGUUCGAUUCCAUUGCCAGAAUGGAUAUAAACUCAAAGGCCCAGCUAAGAAAAUGUGUGUGCAGCUGUUCAAUGGCUCACUUACCUGGAAACCUAGUGAAAAACCACAGUGCCUCCAAGAAGUCACAGAUUGCCUUGCUCCCUAUGUGAAAGAUGCUGAUGUUGUCAACAAGACGUACAGAACUGGAGACAAGUUAAUGAUCAGCUGCCGGGAGGGAUUCCAGACUCGCUACCCUGACUUAGACAACAUGGCUUCAGUGUGUCAAGAUGAUGGAACGUGGGAUAAUCUGCCCACUUGUCAAGGCUGCCUCAGACCACUGGUUCUUCCUCACAGUUAUAUCAACAUAUCUGAAUUUGAUUCCUCGUUUCCUGUGGGGAGAGUGGUUUACUACCAGUGCUUUCCAGGGUACAAGCUGGAGGGGGCAGAGUAUCUGGAGUGCAUGUAUAACCUCAUCUGGUCAGAUGAACCACCCAGGUGCCUUGAUGUUGAAGCUUAUGAGCUUUCAAGAAAAACAGAGGAUUUGUCAAAAGUUGUCUCACCUGAAGAAAUGGAGAAGCUGAUUAAACAAAUCAAUGACAAGGCAGCGGAGCUGCAGAAAGUAAAAAAAGAAAGAAAAUGGCAAAAGUUCCUAAGGGAUGAACAAGAUUAUCAGCUGGGGAAUGUAUACAAGUGGAGGAGCGGUAACCAAGGUUAUAGAUAUAACAACAAAAGGGGUGAGAGACGUAGACCCAAUCAGCUGCAAGAAGGGAGACCAGGUGACCUGUGGGGAGCUAAGGAGUCCGGCUCUGCCACAGAAGGUUCGUCAUCCCCUUUAGAUACGAGCAGCGAUGACGGAGGAGUAGAGGCGGGCGGAAAUAUCGCAAGAGGCAGAGGACAGAUCAGGAGAUCUAACCGGAGAGGAGGGCAGCUGCAGAACAGGCAGUGCUGA
Molecule: messenger RNA, 1391 nt
Organism: Bombina bombina (fire-bellied toad)
Lineage: Eukaryota; Metazoa; Chordata; Amphibia; Anura; Bombinatoridae
Product: sushi domain-containing protein 4-like
Exons: 6
Coding region: 252-1391 (379 amino acids)
Biological process (GO): negative regulation of complement activation, classical pathway; negative regulation of complement activation, alternative pathway
Source: RefSeq, a predicted model, not a curated record